AUGAACAAACAUCUCUUCCUCUUCUUCUUCGGCCCACCUGGUGGCUUCGCUAUUCGAUUUUUAGCUCCAGAAUUGAUCGCUUCGAUCGAUGCAGCGACUAACAAGCCACUCUUGAUCACCUCAGCUGUGAUUGCUUCAGUGGCGAUCGCGGUGGCUUGCACUCAUCUUUUCGUCGCUAGUCCGAUUGACCCCGUCGAAUUUCGUUUGCCUCCACAAACCCUUCAAGAACGAGUUUCCACAAACAGCGAAUUGGAGAAGGCUGAACUUCUGUUGGAAGAUCAAAUCUAUGGGCCAGAAUCGAUUGCAGUAAACCGGAAGACCAAGAAGGUCUACACUGGACUUAAAACUGGCCUGAUCUGUGAGCUCGAUCUCGAUGGAAAGCGCUUAGCCGAUGCUCUAAAUCGCGGUAGUAGCACUACCUUUGAUGCUGCGUACGUAGCUCCCUCUUGUGCGAAGGAUGUUGCAAAGAAACUGCUUGCAGAGUGUGGCAUUAGAGUGCAUCCCAAAACAGAGGAGCUUUAUGUUCUGGACGCCUAUCUUGGAUUAUUCUCGAUUGACUGGGAGACAGAGAAAGUACGCCACUUUUUCGCCGGUGGAGCUGCGAUCAGCGACGACGACAGCGCCAUUCCGACC
Ostertagia ostertagi is the source of this 633-nucleotide messenger RNA. The record is from the annotation of a GenBank genome assembly. NCBI's taxonomy places the organism in Eukaryota, Metazoa, Nematoda, Chromadorea, Rhabditida, Trichostrongylidae.